Messenger RNA from Microdochium trichocladiopsis, 955 nucleotides. RefSeq lists its product as uncharacterized. NCBI's taxonomy places the organism in Eukaryota, Fungi, Ascomycota, Sordariomycetes, Xylariales, Microdochiaceae. The transcript has a single exon. The coding region runs from base 229 to 828 and encodes 199 amino acids. The record is from RefSeq and is a predicted model, not a curated record.
CUGCCGGCCGCGGCCCCCAUGGGCCCCUGUUUUGUCCCUGGCGCCAUGUCAGCGCCGAAUGGGACCUCUCAUCCCAGGCAGCAACCAACGUUCUGACGAUAUUCCAGACUAUGUUGGUCGGGGUUGGCGGUCUGGCUGGCCAUGAGUUCUUGGCGAACCCAGCAGACGAGUAGAUUCUCAGAGGUAUAAAUACUUGAGAUCUCUCCUCGAUAUGGCAGGCCCGCUGGCAUGAACAGAUCAUCCCAAACACUCACGUGGCAAACACCCCGUACUGUCGCCAUGCGCUCUAUCAACGUCUCGUUCAUCAUGGCCGUGGCCGGCCUCGCCUCGACGGGGGCCGCCCUCGACGCCGCCCAUGCCUUCGCCCAGGUGGGCGCCGUGGCGACAACCGUGGACGACGGUCAGCGCGCCGACCGCGCCAGCUGCACCAAGGCCUUCAUCUCAGUCGCCUCCGGGCUGCCCACACCCACCGGCGCCCUCUCCUCGUGGCUUGCAGACCAGGACGUGGUAGCCGAGACCGCCACCACCGUCGACGCCUGCGCGACACCCAGCGUCCCGGCACCCCUGACCUCGGCGUUCUCCAGCUACACGGCCGCCAUCACCAGCUGGUACUCGGCCUCGAGCUCCGCAGCCGACUCUCUCGUCAGCGAGUGCUCCACCAUCUUCGCCGUCUCCCUCCUCGGCGACGCGCUUGACGCGCUCGAUGCGGCCAGCGCCAGCUGCGGCUUCGGAGCCCCCACCACGGCUAAACCGGCCGCCGCACCUCGCGCUACCGCCGGUGCCGUCAUGGCUGCCGCGGGCGCCGUCGGUGCUGCCAUUCUUUUUUGAGGAAGGUCCGCUUAAUCCCAGAGCGAGUAGCGAAGAGCAAGACCGGGGAGUUGGACGUGCAGUCGACAUGUAGCGUUGUUGAACGAUCGGUCUGUACCGUGCAUGAAGCUGAACACAUGAGAGGAGG